UGUUGCGGGCGGGGGCCCACUUCCCACGUCCGCGGUACAGGCGAGCGCGUUCUCGGCUCCUGCCCGGCGUAACCAACGGAUGAUGGGGGCUCUGGGCGCCCGGCGCGGCCUGGAGUGGCUACUGGGCCUCUACUUCCUCUCCCACGUCCCCAUCACUCUGCUCCUGGACCUGCAGGUGGUGCUGCCGCGCGAUCUCUACCCGGUCGAGCUGACAAACCUGCUGAAGUGGUACAUGAAGGAGUUCAAAGACCCUCUGCUUCAGGCCCCCCCAGCGUGGUUUAAGUCCUUCCUGUUUUGCGAGCUUGUGUUCCAGCUGCCUUUCUUUCCCGUAGCGGCGUACGCCUUCUUGAGAGGAGGCCGCAGGUGGAUCCGCACCCCUGCAAUCAUCUAUUCAGUUCACACCAUGACAACGCUCAUUCCAAUCCUCUCCACGUUUCUAUUUGAUGAUUUCUCCAAAGCCAGUGGUUUCAAAGGACAAGGACCUAAGACUUUCCACGAAAGACUUACCCUCGUCUCUGUCUAUGCCCCCUACUUUCUCAUCCCUCUUAUGCUUCUGCUUUUCAUGUUGCGGAGCCCCUACUACAAGUACGAGGAGAAAAGGAAGAAAAAAUGAAUGACAGCAGUAAUGACUGGCCCCAGGGGGAGAAGCCCACAGCGUGGUUUUCCUGUUGGACCCGGUAUGAGGAAAACUGCUCCGAACCCAUGUCUCCAGUAGCAUUUGAAACACACCAGCAACACACAAAGAGCAAGACUCUGGCAGGAGCCACAUCAGAACCUUGCCUUCUGAGGACACUGGUGCCAGCAGACCAGGCAGCUGAGCACAGACAGAAGGGUGUGGGCUGGCUUAUAGGGAAGCGGUGCCAAAUACCUCCCCGUGGCCCCGAGUUCCACUGUGAGCAGGACCAGACCAGAUCCCGGAUAAACUUCCAAGAAACGUGGUCUGCUUGGCAUAUUCAUGAGUCCCCUGACCCACAGUGCACAUGUGAUUAAAACCCUUGACUCCUGAUUCUUUGCAGCAUAUCCUUUAUCAGCAAAAUGAAGAGUGGGAUUUCUGGGGUCAUUUUUAAGUUUGAAAUUAUGCCUCUUUAAUAUGCAUUAAAAACUAUCAUGGCUUUUUUUUUUUUUUUUUUUUUUUUUUGCCUCCACCCUUGGUUGGGGGAAAGUUUCUGCAAGAGGCCUAAACUCAAUUUUACUCAAGGGUCAGCUCUGGCCUGACUUUCAGAAAUGGAUUAAGCUUGAAGGUGUUUUGUUUCUGUAUUAAACAGGUCAUCCCAGAAAAGACUUUUUUUUUUUUUAACCUCCUGAUUCCUUCUUUCCAAUCCUUAAUCUUCUAUGUUUUUACAGACUACCUGAAAUUAAGUCCCUUCCCUCUGAGGUCUGGUGCCUCACACCUGAUGUGGAAUGUGCUUCCUGUUGGAUAACUGCACAUUUCCUGAGAGUUUCGUCAUCCUUCCUGGCUUGUUCUGAGUAAAGGGGCAGCAAGGCAUGACAUGUCCAUUGUGUAAAUGCUGGCUUGCUUCAUUGGGUUCCUUUCUCUAAAUCAUACUCAAGGUCAACUCAAAACACACACACAUACCUGUGAACACACAUGGGAAAUGAGAACUGGUCCUGUCUGGUUCCCUCUUUUUGUCUGUUUUGCUCACAGGCCAUGCUGGUCUGCUUGUUGGGAGUAUCGUCUGACUCAUGUGUCUGGUCCAAAUAAAGGCACCUGCUGACCAC
Messenger RNA from Enhydra lutris kenyoni (northern sea otter), 1719 nucleotides. RefSeq names its product transmembrane protein 97. Bases 80 to 613 code for a protein of 177 amino acids. Gene Ontology annotation, cellular component: endoplasmic reticulum. NCBI's taxonomy places the organism in Eukaryota, Metazoa, Chordata, Mammalia, Carnivora, Mustelidae. The record is from RefSeq and is a predicted model, not a curated record. The transcript has 3 exons.